UCUGACGGCUCGCGCCAGGCGGACUCACCGCUGUCGGUCUGCUCAGUUCGCGCCCAACUCAGGCAAAGUGAGAAGCAAUCGACCUGGAAGCUCGCACGCAGGGCCGUUACCCAGCAGAAGACUCGCUCACGCACCUUCCGUACACGCAUUCCAGAGGGACGUGUGAAUCGGCGGCCGCAUGUGAGGCGCCCUUAGCCCCUCCCCUCUUUCUCUCUAUCCUAUCUCCUCUCCUACUUUCCCGAAAAAAAUGAGACCUUUGGUGCUUCUGACCCUGCUGGUGUUGGCCGUCGUCAGGGCGGACCAAGUAGACCAGCUGAUGCUGGCUAAGCUGCACGAGAAAUGCGCCGAAAAGGUGGACUGGUCCUGCCUGCAGGAACAGGCCCUCAAGAGUUUGGUCGAGGAGGACGAGAAGCCCAUCACUGAGUACGUGUCGGGCUACCAAGUGCACAGGGUGGAGGGCCUCCACGAAGGAAGCAACAGGAGCCUCGAAGACCCUGACCAGUACCUAGUCGACCGCACCUGGGACUACCUGAAAGGCCACGAGCUGGUAAUCUCCUUCAGCGACCUUGAGAGCGGUGCACGAACGUUUUCAAAUCCGAUAGAAUUUUUGGCUCGAAUAGCCCGAACCGCGAGCGCCAACACUUUCCUGACUGGAUUCGGCCUGGGUUUCCUAGCAUUCGGCCUGAAAAAGCUGCUGCUGCCGUUCUUUAUCGGCGCGCAGGUUGUCAAGUCAAUUCUGCUGGCCAUCUUCCUGCCCACCAUUCUGACCUCCAUCGGUAAAUUCCUGGGCAAGAGCGGUGCCAGCAUCUUCCAGGCCUCUGCCGGACACGGACACAGCGGCGGAGAAGACGAGUUCGACUUUAAGGACAAUUUCGACCCAAACUACGACACGUCGGCAACGAGCAACGUGGCCGCAUUCACCAACUACCCACAGAACAGACGAGACAGCCUUCUGGGCUCGCCGUCGUACGUGCCCGCCGGCUACGGCAGUUUGUACGGAAAGCGUCCCCUAACUCAGUGGCCAUUUAAGCGGCCGCUGAUGCCGUCCAAGUUCAACCAUUUCCAGCAGGUGCCCGGCCACUCGCUGAUCAUGAACGGGUUCGACCCCUACUACAGCCCCAUCGUGUCCAGGCUGGACGUGGUCUUCAAGCAGCUCGGCUACGAGAAAAAGUCCAAGGAGUGCACAAAGCGACUCGUGUGCAAUAUGUAUAAGCAGCCUGGGAAAUACGCCCCCUACAGUAACCUCGUCUCGGCGCAACUCAGCAGAGACCUGAGUGAACUGCAAAAGCCGGUUGCUGGAGGCGAAGACAGCACGCAGUUCUUCGCGUACAUGAAGGCGGCCAAGGACGGCCAGGAGGGCUCCGACUGCUCGGCCCUCUACCCUGACUGCGACUCGACGGAAGACACGCCUGAAGACCAGUCGCAUUAUCAGCUGGACGGCGCCAAGUCGGAACAGUCAACGCUCUUCGGCGCCGCCAGUCCACCCAUGGUGAAAACCUACCACGAAAUCAACAAACUGGUGCAGGCCAGACGCCUGGCCAAGCAGCUCGCCGAUGAAAAGGAAAAAGAUAAGAGAGCCGAUAGCUCCGCGCCGGCCUCAGCAUGAUUUGUCCAACGGAAAAUAUAAUGCUUUGGAGAAAAAAAAGAAAACAGCAUUUUAGAAUAAUAAGCAUUCACGGAAAAAAUGUCGUGAAAGAUAAAUAUGCUUUUUGUGCAAUCUUUCCUUAUUUUUUGCUCAGAGCACGGCGUGUUGUCUGAAACGCAGUGAUAGACAGUAUUCUAAAUUGAUAACGAUGCUCCAAACAAAUCUCCCCAGCCCUCGCUUGGGGACCUGCGCAUAUUUGCCAUGGAGAGAAUAAUCAAAAAGAGGAGAAACAGGAAAAUGCGCGAAUUGCUCACACUCCCAACGCGUCUUAAUAAACCAAACAAACAAUUCUGUGCCAACAAACGUUUCACGCAGUUUAAAUAGAGUUUAAUAAUUUAUUUGAAUAGACUGUAAGUUAAUUUAUUUAUUUAUUACAUAUAUAGCUAAUUUAUUUACUGUAUUUAAUAUUUUUGUUCAAAAUUACUCGAGAUGUAUUCAUUCUGUCGUCAGAAUAUUUUGCAAUAAAUAAGUUGGGUUCGGAAAAUGUCAAUGAAUAAA
Messenger RNA from Cloeon dipterum, 2143 nucleotides. RefSeq names its product Protein Osi24 (gene Osi24). Gene Ontology annotation, cellular component: membrane. Lineage: Eukaryota; Metazoa; Arthropoda; Insecta; Ephemeroptera; Baetidae. The coding region runs from base 248 to 1606 and encodes 452 amino acids. The transcript has 6 exons. The record is from RefSeq and is a predicted model, not a curated record.